Molecule: messenger RNA, 950 nt
Organism: Phyllostomus discolor (pale spear-nosed bat)
Lineage: Eukaryota; Metazoa; Chordata; Mammalia; Chiroptera; Phyllostomidae
Gene: CBR4
Product: carbonyl reductase 4
Biological process (GO): fatty acid biosynthetic process
Molecular function (GO): quinone binding; oxidoreductase activity, acting on the CH-OH group of donors, NAD or NADP as acceptor
Source: RefSeq, a predicted model, not a curated record
CUUUAUUCCUUUUCUUGCUUUCUUUUUAUUUAUUUAUUUUUUUAGUCGCGGUGGUAUAAAAGUCGGAAUCUGGAAGGGGGCCUCCACAACUAGCUUUCUUGUCUCCAAGUUUGCGACUCCUCGGUCCAAGAUGAACAAAGUCUGUGCUGUUUUUGGAGGCUCCCGGGGCAUUGGCAGGGCAGUAGCCCAGUUAAUGGCCCAGAAAGGCUACCGACUGGCCAUCGUCGCCAGAAAUCUGGAAGUGGCCAAAGCCACCGCCGGUGACCUCGGCGGUGGUCAUUUGGCAUUUAGAUGUGAUGUUGCCAAAGAGCAUGACGUUCAAAAUACAUUUGAAGAGAUAGAGAAAAAUUUAGGUCCGGUUAAUUUCCUGGUAAAUACAGCUGGAAUUAACAGGGAUAGCCUUUUAGUAAGAACUAAAACUGAAGAUAUGCUGUCUCAGCUUCACACUAACCUUUUGGGUUCCAUGCUGACCUGUAAAGCUGCCGUGAAAACGAUGAUUCAACAACAGAGAGGGUCUAUUGUUAAUGUAGGAAGUAUUAUUGGUCUAAAAGGCCAUGCUGGCCAGUGUGUGUACAGUGCCAGUAAAGGGGGAUUGGUGGGAUUUUCAAGAGCUCUGGCUAAAGAAGUGGCAAGAAAGAAAAUAGAUGACGUAGUUGCACCAGGAUUUGUUCAUACAGAUAUGACGAAAGACUUGAAAGAAGAACAUUUAAAGAAAAAUAUUCCUCUUGGGAGAUUUGGAGAACCUAUUGAUGUGGCACACGCAGUUGUGUUUCUUUUAGAAUCACCAUAUAUUACGGGCCACGUUCUGGUAGUGGAUGGGGGACUGCAGCUCAUAAUGUAAUGUACAGAUCACUAAAUAAUAAUGUGUACAAUCAAGGGCAUACUUUAUUGCUUAGUCUGUCAUAUCUCCAUGGGUGACAUUUGCUAAUAAAACCUAUUCAUGCUGUAAA